Molecule: messenger RNA, 5901 nt
Organism: Chara braunii
Lineage: Eukaryota; Viridiplantae; Streptophyta; Charophyceae; Charales; Characeae
Source: the annotation of a GenBank genome assembly
ACCACGUCAGCAGUACACGGCAUUGGUAAGUUGCCACGUCAGCAGGCCACAGCGGCAGGACACGUUAGUGCAUGGUGCUCACCCGCUCAAAGACAAGCGGCAUGGAGCAGCAGCCAGGCGAGACUACCGAGGCCUAUGAGGCCCGCAUGCUGGACAUGGUAGCCGAGUACAAGCAACGGGCAGCUGCGACAACGUCCGCACGUAAGAAGGAAGACGAUGAAGCAGAGGAACAGUGUCGCCUCGCUGAACAGCAGCGACAGGCGGACGCUGAGGCAGCAGCGACGGCUGCAGAUGAACAUCGUCGACUACGCCGAGACAAACUCCUCGAAUGCGAGGGGUAUAUCGAGGUGAUCGCCGACGAAUGGGCAGUGGCUGCUGAAGAGGAGGGUGCCCCCUCUGCUGUGCGUGGCCUUGCAACCACAAUCGAACAUGUGAGCGACUUGGUCGCCACUUGUGCAGCACAGCAAGAGGACAUCCUCUGCAUGGACACCGUGGUCCGGAAGCAGAUUCGUGUUAUUGACGAACUGCUUGACCGGGUACGCCGGCUGGAACAACAACUUGCAACAGCCACCCCCGCCGGACCCUCCAACUUGGCGGAUCGCAUCAACGUCUUGGAGAUCGACGUCGAGACUCUCAAGGACGGCGCUUUAACGACAAGUCAGCAGAUUGACCAGCAGAUUUGCGUUGCUGCAGCCAGUCCAACUGCGACCAAUCGCGAGAGCAUUCCGAAGUUUGACGGCCUCUCGAUCUUCUGUGAUGCAACGAAGACGGACCCGAUCCCAUGGUGGCGUCAGUUUGAGCUGAAGUUGGACAUUCACCACGUCAUCAAUCCGAACCGGCACUCAAUACUUAUACUCCCACGCGGGAGGACUAUGCUGCCCGGCUCGUUCCUUCUCUGGGUUCUCAAGCUCAAGGAUGUGUGUGCGGCUUCUUCUCCGUCCGACAACAACAACAGUAGAUCGUCUUCAAGUGGCUCUUCAAGGGAUUCGACGCACGAGUUCAACAUAGAGGUUUUGGACCCGUUGACGUCCGAGGACUUUGCAUGGCUUCCUCUCCCUUCCACAGGCUGCUUGCCGGGACCGCAAUGCGCAGCACUAUGUGCCCAUCUCCACGCAUACUUAGCCUUCUAUGCACCACCAUCUUCGCCGACGGAUGACGAAGCUGCGGUGGGGGACAUCCUUGCGUAUGUUACCAAGGUGGCCCGCGAGUUUCGCAUGCAGUGGUACGAUGAUAACAACGCACCGCUCCUCUACGUCCGCAUCCAAGUUGGGCAAGCGUCCUGCAGCGCUUUGCUGGAUAGCGGCGCGACUCGCAAUUUCAUCAGCCAUUCCUUUAUCCAAAGGGCCGGCCUUGACGCUCAAGUUCGACGGAAGCCAAACCCGACGGCGAUCAAGUUGGCGGACGGUCGGAUGCAACAACUCCUCGAUUGCUACAUUGAAGCCGUGCCGGUUUAUUUCGCACCUCAUGCAUGCGAACCGGUGACGUUUGACGUCUUGGACACGGACUUCGACAUCAUUUUGGGCAUGCCUUGGCUUGCAAGUGCGGAUCACACGGUUAACUUCCAUCAGCGGACACUUACCGUUCGCGACGCCUUCGGCGUCGAGGUGCCGUGUACCAUUCCUCUUCCGCACUCCUCGAUCCGGUGCCAAGUUGUAACGGCCAAGUCUUUUCGGGCCACUUGCGCUUACGAGCGGACCGACGAGAUCGGCCUAUGUUUUCUACAAGCCGCUGCGGCGAUCGAAUCUUCACCGACGGACUUGUCUUCGGACCCCCGAGUGGUGCGGCGGCUCGACGAGUUCACCGACAUCUUCGAGUUUGUGGUGCCGGAUCGGUCGAUUUCCCACGAGAUCAUUCUUGGGGCCGGUGUCGUGUCGCCGAAAGGUUGCAUCUAUCGCAUGAGCGAGGAAGAGGUCGAGGACUUGCAGCGCCUGAACGCGGUGACAGUGAGGGACGCAGGUGGCCUCCCCAACGCUGAUGCGCUUUCAGAGGCAUGCGCUGGGAGGGCCAUCAUAUCCCUCAUUGACUUGUAUUCAGGCUACGAUCAGUUCCCUGUAUACCCGUCGGACCGGCCUAUGACAGCCAUGCAUACCCCUCGAGGGCUGAUCCACAUGAACGUCGCACCGCAGGGGUGGACGAAUGCGGUCGCUAUGGUCCAGCGACACAUGGUAAGGGCGAUGCAGCCCAUAAGUCCUCACAUCACACAACCCUACAUUGAUGAUCUGGCCGUGAAGGGGCCUAAGGAGAAGGAUGAGCAGGAGGUGAUGUCAGGAAUCAGGCGCUUUGUGUGGGAUCAUGUGCAAGACUUGUGCAAGGUCCUGGAUCUCUUGAAGGAGCAUAACCUCACUGCCAGUGGGCCAAAAUCAAGGCACUGCAUGAGUGGUGCCACUAUCUUAGGAUUUGUAUGCGACAAGAGGGGUCGUCGGCCAGAUACUAAGAAGACUAACAAGAUUCUCGAAUGGCCAACACCGUUCCAGACUAUCACGGAGGUGAGGAGUUUUCUGGGCACGUGUGGGUUUUGGAGGAUCUUUAUUAAGGGGUUUGCGGCAAAGACGGAGCAAUUACGGAAGCUCGUGCGUCAAGGACAAGACUGGGAAUGGGGAGACAGACAAGAGUCGGUGAUAAAAGACCUGAAGAAGGAGUUUGAGGAAGGAGGUCUAGUACUGGGGGCGGUGAUGACCAGGCCGUUCAUCGUAGAGACAGACGCAGGGCCAACUGCUCUGGGAGGUGUGUUGAUCCAGCGAGAUCCCAAUGGGGAGGAACGACCACUAAGGUGGCUGCUGGAGCAGGAGGAGACUGGGCUAAGUUCAAGGCAGAAAUGCAGAGGCGGUUCAAGUUANACUCGGCCCGAGGUAAUGAAGGUGGCUGCUGGAGCAGGAGGAGACUGGGCUAAGUUCAAGGCAGAAAUGCAGAGGCGGUUCAAGUUAGGGGAUGGUUUGUUAACGAAGACAGAUUUGGAGAUGUUACAGCGGGACGAGUUCUCCACGGUGGGAGCUUUCGCAACGGCGUUUCAGAAGAUGGCCAAGAAAGUCCCCGGAUUGGCAGAAGAAGAACAAUGUGCCACUUUCCUGGGGCACUCCAAGAAUUGGGAGGCCUCGUCGCUAACCAAGAAGGCUGCGCCAGGAAAGAAGCUCACUUGGGCCGCCAUAAAGGAGGGAGUAAUAGAAGGAGAGCUGGACCAAGUAGACAUCUUCCAAAUGCGACAGGCUAGGAAGAAAAGAAAGGCCUUGGACGCCACGACGAGCGGCGGGCGAGACUUCAAGAAACUGAUAGAAGAUGCAGUGGCCCGGCUCGAUGCGGAGAAAGAGGCAAAAAGGAAAACUAUGGCGGCACCACAGACCCAAGGGAAGGCAAAGAAAGCAGUGGUGCAGGAGGAAGAAGAAGAGGAAGAGGAAGAGGAGCUUGAGCCACAGAAGUUGACCAAGGCUCAGAGAAAGGCAAGGAACUUGGCUCAAGGGGGGCAGGGCUCAGGAAAGGGGCAGGUCCGUCAAGCUGUAGCCAUGCCACCUCCUGAGUCGCCUAGUCAGGCUGCACCAGCUCACUAUGGGCCAUGGCCAGGUUGUGGACCUUCGAGUCAUUGGCAUGGGCACUGUUCAUACGCCCCGUGGCCAAUGAGCGGGCCGCAUGGGUCGUGCGCCGGACCAUCAGUGAGCGCGGCUUCCUAUGGCUGCCCGGGACCCCAAGCGCAACAAGUGAGCCACCCGAACCCACCGCCAAACCAACCCCAGCAGUCAGCCCCACAAGGUUCGCAAGGCAAUCAAGGGGGUGGACGUGGACAGAACCAAGGGUGGAGCCGAGGACGGGGGAAUGGUGGCCGUGGAGGAAAUGGUAGAGGGAAUGGUGGUGGUAACACUUCAGGUGGCGGAAACGAGGGUUGGACGGCAUCUGGGAGUCAAGGCGGUCAAGAGGGUGGAAGAGGUGCUGGCAGAGGGAGAGUAGACUGGAGAAAUGCCAUUUGCUGGCAUUGUGGGCAGAAAGGCCACACUAUUAAGUUCUGCCACGUCAGGAGGAACGACGAGGACGAAGGUUUAAUUAGCACCAACUAUGAUGGAGACAUGUACGACAAGUGGGGGUACCACCUUGACCCGAAGAUUCCAGGCGGUACGAGGAAGGAAGCCCUGCGAAGGGCUGAGGCCGGUGAGCCACCCGCACCCCCAGCAAUGUUUCGGAUAUGGCAAGAGAAAGAGGUCCGUAGUGACGUCAGGGUGGAGGAGAUUCCGCUGAAGGAGUUUUUCCCAGGAGGUUGGUGGGACGAACUCACUCAUAGACCGGGAUCACAGGAUCGAAUGGGAGGCAAUCAUCCGCCAGAGGAGCAAUUCGGCGGCAGAGGGUUGCACAACAUGGCGGUGGAUGGGCAAAGAGCUAGAGGCAUGGGUAGCUCUCAACUGCUUUCCUCACAAGAGGUUGAUCCUCCAGCCUUUCGCCCCUCGCCAUAUAUGUUAGGAGCGAUCCCCUCUAACAACAAACCCACCGUCAAUGAGCUUCCGUGCACUACGCAGGAUGAGAGCUUCGACCCAAAAGAAGAUGGCAGCAUGAUCAUUCUUCCUUCGGGAAGGUCCGCAUGGAGAAGGAGGGAGCGGGAGCAGGACCAAGUUGUGCACGUCAGAUACAUGAGUAGGCUUAUGGAAGCGGUUCCUCUGAGAAGCAUGGUCCGGGAGGCACUCAGGCAGGUGAUGGGGGAGAGAUCGGCGAACUGGCUAGAGGAUGUGGUCAUCGGAUGCUUUGCUGACGAAGCCUUAGGUGCCAAGAUUUGCAAGUCGGCGAGGGUGUUCAGGAAAUUCAGGAUGAAUGAGUGGGAGGCAGGGUAUGUACCAGAGUUCUGCCCGUGCAGCACAGGGAGGCACGCCGAGUUCCUCAAUACUGCCACCAUCAAGAUGCUCCCGGAGGAAGGUACCUUGCACGUCAUCAUUAAUGACACCGGCGUAAUGAACAACGGCCAGCUGCAGCUCAUGCUCAAUGCGGGUUUGAAUCACAUCCCACUCAGAGCACUCGAUGAAGAGUUUACAUUGGACGAGGUUGAGGUAGCGCUUGACAAGAUACUUACCACGCGGAGAUGCGACGAGGAGCUAUCCCUAGGGGAAGAGAGGCAAAUGGAGGCGAUCGUGCGAGAGAACGCGAAGAAAUACGUCGAGAGCUUUCGAACGAAACAUAUGCAUAUUACAGGCGAACCUAUUAACAGUGUGGCAGUUGGCAUUGCAGAGGUUCUCGGGGCCGGACUUCACACCACUUCCAGGUUCACCGGAGCAGGAGGCGGCAAGGAGGACAUUCACAACCUCGACGAAGCGGUUCAGACACACAAUCAGGUGUUUGACCAACUCACCAGCCGCCUCCAGCAGCUGGAACAAACCGUCGCCGCCCCCGUUGCCAGCUCUUCCAACACCUCCGAUCGCCUCGAGGCAUUGGAGAUUGAUGUCGGAUCCCUCAACGACGGCGUGCAGUUACAGCAAAACCCCACACAACAGUUGGAGCAGCGGAUCUGUACUGCCGCCACUCACUCGAGAUCGGAACCGCGCGAGACAACUCCAAAGUUCGAUGAUCAGGAGAUCUUCUGCGAUUCGACGAAGACGGACCCGAUUCCGUGGUUCCGUAAGUUCGAACUGAAGUUGCAGCUACACUAUGUCAGCGAGCACAAGCACCACUCAUACUUAUACUCCCGCUCAGGGGGCGCGUGCCAAGCAUGGCUGGACAAUCUCCUGUCCAAGUACAAAGUGGUAGCUUCCGACUUGCAUACCAAGAUCAGCUGGGAUGAUCUAAAGGCGGCGUGGCAUAAGCGGUUCCAAGUAGAGCCGCCGAAGAUCAAGGCAAUGGACAAGCUGAUGGUCUUCGAAAAAGGCGCGCUGCCGAGUACCAACACUUGACAUCCGUCCCAGACAUUCAAAUGGGCUUCAAAGCCAUCAAACACUA